ACACUAUCACUAAUCCCCCCCAUCCUCAGUAAACAUAGCACUGUAUAAAGCCGACGCUAGAGUCCGUCCUUCGCCAAGACUCCCCUCCGCCGCUGUAUCACCACACCGCCGCAAUGCGUUCGCUCAGUGUAGUCUUAUCGCUUCUACUUGUAGCAGCUGUCAAAAGCCAAGAGAAUUGGAAUUACACACGCAAAGGAGAUGAUUGGGAAGGAGUUUGUCAAACUGGAAUUAGGCAAUCGCCAAUCAACAUCCUAAGCAGAUGGACUAUCCCCAGGUUCGCAGGGCUACCCUUGAGACUCAGCAACUACGACCAAGAAGUACCAGUUACAGUGACCGUUGAUCAACACCACUUCACAAUAAGGAUUGAUCCAGAUCCAAGUGUCAGAAUCGCUAUUUCUGGAGGAGGCCUUCGUGGUAAUUAUGUCCUGCAAUCAGCCCACUUUCAUUAUGGAUCUGAACAUCUCAUUGAUACUAAGAGAUACGCCUUAGAAGCUCACUUGGUCCAUUAUAGAGAAAUCUAUGGCAACCGCACAGAUGCUGCAACAAAUGAUCCUGAAGGAAUCGCUGUUCUUGGAACUUUAUACUGUGAAGCUACUGCAAACUCUAACUUAGAACAGGUAUUACAAGGAGCUAAUGGGGAACAAGUUAAGCUUAGGUUCAGAGACUUCUUACCUCGUAACUUGGACUUCUAUCGUUAUCAAGGCUCCUUGACAACACCACCAUGUUCUGAAGCUGUAGUUUGGACUGUUUUUAAAAAUAGUUUGCCAAUCUCUCAACAACAAGUUGAUGCAAUAAAGGGUAACUUCCCUGACGAUGUCACAAGCACCUACAGGAAUGUACAGCGAUUAAAUACACGUAGAGUUGAGAGAUGGGGCUUCAGGAGUGGAUUUCAGAGCAAAGUUGAUUUUCUUAAGAGUUCAUUGAAUAUAUUAGGUUAGAUGCACAAUGUAUAUGAAACUUUUAAAUGAAUAAAGUUUAAAAAAACAAAAACAA
Nezara viridula (southern green stink bug) is the source of this 993-nucleotide messenger RNA. Lineage: Eukaryota; Metazoa; Arthropoda; Insecta; Hemiptera; Pentatomidae. The record is from the annotation of a GenBank genome assembly.